This is a messenger RNA of Funneliformis geosporum, 585 nucleotides long. Lineage: Eukaryota; Fungi; Glomeromycota; Glomeromycetes; Glomerales; Glomeraceae. The record is from the annotation of a GenBank genome assembly.
AUGGAGAUAAUCAAAGAGUUUAAUGAAAUAGUAAAAAUAUAUCAAUCUGCUGAACAAAUAGAAAAAUAUGUGGAAUAUUGUUUAUCCAAUUAUAAUCAAGCUAGAAAUAUUGAAAGUGAUGUUAAAGCAUUAAUUAGUGAAUUUGAUAUUACUGAUGAAAUUGCCGAAGAAAAAACGCCUAAUGAGAAAUAUAAUGAUUAUACGAGAUCUCAUUUACACCGAAAAAUAUCGUUAACCUUUUCUCAAAGUUUUAUUUUACCAAGUGAAUACCAGGAACUCACAAAAAAGACCUCGAUUUUCAGAGAUGUUUACAUGUUUACGACUCUAGAACAAGGUUUAACUCUUGCAAAUGAUGUUACGAAAUCCGCACAAUUUAAUUUUAUGUCAGUAGAUAGAGAUGGCAACCGCGAAUCAGCUUAUAAAUGUGUUGAAGAAUAUGCAGAAUAUGGUAUAGGAGUUAAAAAAGAUUUAAAGGAAUCUGUUAUGUAUUUUACAAAAGCCGCUGAAAAUGGUAUUGUUGAUGGUAUGCAUGUUGCUGCUAAAUUAUAUUUCUCUGGUCGUGCUGGUAAAAAGAUGAAGAAUUAG